UUGUGUGGCCAGGGCGCGGGCCCCAAGCAGACGACCUCACCCGGCGCGCAAGCACGGCGUGGGCGGACAGGCAGCUUGCAGGGUCCUCACCCGUGCACUGCUCGCGGCAAAGGAGGCUGACACCAGCAAAGGGGACAGGCGCCCAUCUCUGGUGCGUCGCUCACCUUGCAGAGAAGGAAGCGGCGGGGCUCAUCCGGGCGCCCAGGCCGUUGGCGCGGACCACACUUCCUGCGCCCGGAACCCGGGGCGGGGCGUCUCGCGGGGCUGCCCGGCCUUGAGGGGGCUCCUCGGUGCAAGUCGCCCGCCCGUGCCCUACUCAGCCAGGAGCCGGGACCCCGGCAGUGCGGCUCCCGUCAGGCCCCUGCUGUCGUGAGGAGCCCAGAUGUUUCCUCUUCCUCAGAAGGAAUCCAGGGCACCUGCCACCUGUCUAGGCUCGGCCACCACGCAGGACGUGGUCAGUAGCUACCAGGAUGGCUUAGGAAGAGAAAGCCCCGGAAAACCAGACCAGAAGCUGCCGGGCCUCUAUGGAGUGGGGGACCCCGUUUCCAAGUUCUCCUCGGACAGCUCCUGCCUGUCCUCUAGAGGCAGAGUCAUCAAAUGGUUCUGGGACUCUGCUGAGGAGGGCUACCGGACCUACCACAUGGACGAGUAUGACGAGGUCAAGAACCCUGAUGGCAUCAUUAACUUGGGCACCAGUGAGAACAAGCUCUGCUUUGACCUGCUGUCCAGACGGCUGAGUCAGAGUGACAUGUUGCGUGUGGAGCCAUCCCUGCUGCAGUACCCUGACUGGAGGGGACACCCGUUCCUCCGGGAGGAAGUGGCCAAGUUUCUGUCUUAUUACUGUAAGAGCCCGGCACCCCUCAAACCAGAGAAUGUGGUUGUCCUGAACGGCUGUGCCUCUCUGUUCUCAGCUCUGGCCACCGUGCUGUGCGAGGCGGGUGAGGCCUUCCUGAUCCCCACCCCUUACUACGGGGCCAUCACGCAGCAUGUCUAUCUCUAUGGCAACGUCCGGCUGGCCUAUGUCUACCUGGACAGUGAGGUCACUGGUCUGGACAGCUGCCCCUUCCAGCUCACAGUGGAGAAAUUGGAGUUGGCCCUGCAAGGAGCUACAUCAGAGGGUGCAAAGGUCAAAGGCCUCAUCCUCAUCAACCCCCAGAACCCGCUGGGCAAUGUCUACUCCCCAGAAGAGCUGCAGGGGUUCCUAGGAUUUGCUGAGAGGCACAAGCUGCACGUGAUCGUGGAUGAGGUCUACAUGCUGUCUGUGUUUGAGGAGUCGCUGGGGUACCACAGUGUCCUCGGCCUGGAGAGGCUUCCUGAUCCGCAGAGGACCCACGUGAUGUGGGCCACCAGCAAGGACUUUGGGAUGUCUGGGCUCCGCUUCGGGACACUGUACACGGAAAACCAGGAAGUGGCCACCGCUGUGGCUUCCCUCUGCCGCUAUCACGGCCUUAGCGGCCUGCUGCAGUCCCAGAUGGCCCAGCUGCUCCGGGACCGCGACUGGAUCAACCAAGUGUACCUGCCGGAAAACCACAGCCGGCUCAAGGCCGCCCACACCUACGUCUCAGAGGAGCUCCAGGCCCUGGGGGUCCCCUUCCUGCGUGGGGGAGCAGGCUUCUUCCUCUGGGUGGACCUGAGGAAGUUCCUUCGCCAGGGCACCUUUGAGGAGGAACUGCUGCUCUGGCGUCGCCUCUUGGAGAGCAAGGUGCUACUGUCCUUCGGCAAGGCCUUCGAGUGCAAGGAGCCCGGCUGGUUCCGUCUGAUCUUCUCAGACAAGACCCAUAGGCUCCGCCUGGGGAUGCAGAGGCUCCGCCAGGUGCUGGAGAGCAAAUCCCAGGAGACCGAAGACGUCCCCCCCCCCACCACACCAAGGACCCCAGUGAGCAGUGCAGAUGAGGUGGCUUUUGCCUGUGACAGUGGGAGACGCCUUCUGCCACCAAAGUCCAGCCUGGGAGCAGCUAGGGGCCCCGUCAUGAUGUGCAGAACUGAGACAUUGUGACGGCCCCUAAGAACAGCCUUCAGCUCCCCACCCUUGAGGAAGCAACUAGCAGCAAACAAUUGUCCUUCUCCCUAAUUGUCCUCCUUCCUGGUGGUCCUUUCUAGACUCUGUCCUGGUUGUCAGGGCAACAAGCCAGAAGAACUAUGGCAGAUGAGUGAUACAAAUAUAAACAUCCUCAUAUUCCAAGGAAAGGAAUCAGCAGCCCUUGGUGGGACCCUGGGGAGCUCCUCUAUGGGAAUCUCCUUGUGUCCCAAGCGGUUCCUCCCUCUUUGAGACUCUGCUCUUCGCGCCAGGGGAGGAGCUACCAUCACUGACAUCCUGGGGUGCGCGGAGCAGGAGCUUCGGCAAGGCUGGGCCUUACCCCGUGAGGACCAGGUGAAGGACAGCACCUCUUCAUGAGGGUGUUUUGCUUCAGAGACGGGAUGAGGCCUCUGAGUCCUCAGCUGUGUGCGCUAAGGGCCCUCUUGGGGCCAGGGCUCCGGCUUCGGAAAAGCUGUAGUCUUAGCUUCUCAGAGGCUGAAACAGAAGGAUCACUCGAGCCUGGGAGUUUGAGAACAGCAUGGGUGGAGUAACCAAAAGCCAUUCUCCAAAGGGACAAAAGCUGACUCUUGCUUUCUUUUGUAAAAUGUCAGUGACAUCAAUGUUUCCGUGCUAUAAUAAUGUUAUUUGGCUUAA
Molecule: messenger RNA, 2671 nt
Organism: Octodon degus (degu)
Lineage: Eukaryota; Metazoa; Chordata; Mammalia; Rodentia; Octodontidae
Product: 1-aminocyclopropane-1-carboxylate synthase-like protein 1
Exons: 16
Coding region: 383-1996 (537 amino acids)
Biological process (GO): biosynthetic process; amino acid metabolic process
Molecular function (GO): transaminase activity; pyridoxal phosphate binding
Source: RefSeq, a predicted model, not a curated record